CCAACUCCACUAGUAUAUAUACAUAUAUAUAUAUACAUAAGAGCAAUAAUAAGGCAGUUUACAUUUUAGUCUUGUUUUCAAUUGUGUCUUGUUAAGAUCAUCGUCUCCAUUUUCAAACAUUUUAGCAGCAAAUAAUAAUAAUUAGUCUUGUUCCAUGUAGCUAGAGGUCUAUGACUCUAUAGUGUAAUGCGCAGUGAUACAGUUUAGCAUCUGCAACAACAAGUCGGGUGGAGGAAACUAUGCUUGGAUCUCAGAAACAGUAAUCUCAGAAAUGCCUUCACUGAGGCAAAAAGUUACUACCUACUUCAGGCAGUUUAGUUUCAUUGCUGAUCGAGAGGAACGAAUUGCUUCUGAAAGCAAAGUGUCGGAUGGGUCCUUCAUAACAAGAUAUCUGGACGGGACAUGGAAACCCCCAGAUUCUAUUCCGAAAAUCAAAUCUGGAAAGGAACCCACCGAGUUACCAGAAUAUAGUAUUAAUAAAUAUAAAACUGGGCCCGAGUCUGUAACGGCAGCUUACACUGGUCCUGAUAAGGGGUUGACAGGCAUUCGCAGAACACGCAUUCAUCUGAGUGCAGGUCCUGAAAUAGAUUUCAUAGACACCCAGCUGGAACAGGACGGUCAAAGCGACCCCGUACUGGGGAAAAGAUCCCAAAGUUCAGUUAAAUCAAACGUUAAGACAGAUACAAAUGCUAAUAAGAGAACUGUUUCCGUCGGCAAAGAGAGUUUGAAGCUGGUAUCGCAGACACAUAAAUCUACAGUUAAAGAACCUCAACCGGUAAGCGUGCUUUUAUCGGAAUGUGAAACCAUAGAUACUGUGAAUGAUAACACAGUUACCAAGGGCACCUUGGACACAACGGAUGCAACGGAUCCAAUAGCGAAUAUAACGAACUGGAACUUCCCAGAUGAUCAUGCAUAUGGAAUAUCGGUUUCCCUGUACGAGAAGAACUUCAUCACCAAAGAAAGUAUAGGGAAUCCUGUAGCCGAUUGCUUUGGAAUAAUUGCGAGAGACAACACGUGCAUAAUGGCAUUAGCUGAUGGGGUAAAUUGGGGAGACGGUGCAAGGCUGGCGGCGAGAUGUGCUGUGCAAGGUGCAAUCGAGUAUUUAAACUCGGCGAUAUUCGGAAUACACCAAACAUCUUCAACAAAAGAGAUAUUUGUGAGUCUGGUACGAAGCUUUUGGGAAGCUCAUGCCUACAUAAUAGAAGCAGGUGGAGCGUUGACUACGUUGACCGUGAUGGUGAUUUUACCACUAUUCGAUGAACCGAACAAAUUUGUUGCCUGUUGCUGCAAUGUCGGCGAUUCUCUAGGAUACGUAUAUUCCAAAGUACAUGGCGUGAGGGAAAUAACAGAAGCUUCCCAUGAUGUUAACUCUAUGCGAGACAUGCGCGACGCACUCGGUGCCCUGGGGCCUGUCAAUGGUGAUAAACCAGAAAUGACAAACCUAACACUUGCUUUAACCGUCCUAGAAAAAGACGAUAUUGUGUUCCUCACCUCGGAUGGUAUUAGUGACAAUUUUGAUCCUGUGGUAGGCAAAUUUGCGGAACCAUUGACACAUAAAGUACAGCCGUUAGUACCUCCUCAACCGAGCCAGUCUCGGUUAGCUCCCAAAAGACAAAAUAAGAGCGCGUCGAGUGUUAUGCCUAGGAAGGUUGAGAUGUCCGCGUCAGAUGUAAGAGUUGGGUCGUCAUCUAAGCCACCAAUGGCAUCUCAGGCGCCAGCACCCACGAAAAGGCCUGUAUCUACGGGAUCUUCUGUAGAGGGGGCGAGAAGAACCUAUACUCGAUCUAAGACAUUCAUUGAACCAAGAUUAAGGAUGGCUAAUCAACCGACAAAGUCCUCUACAUUGCCAUUGGUGACAGGCGCACAAAGGCAUCAGUUAACAUUAUUACGAAUGGCCGAUCUUCUCAAUUAUGGAAUAAAUGGAACUUUAAGACCAUGUACUACUGCCAAGCAGCUAUGCCAGCUAUUGAUAGACUUUGCGACGUGCAUCACAUCAGCAAAAAGAAAAAUGUUAGAGCAACGUGAGCUGUACUAUAGGAUUGUAACGGAUAAAGAUGGUCGCCGAAAAGAGGUAGAAUACACCAAACAUCAGCAAAAGAUGGCUCGUAAGCGAAUGGUGGAGGGAAGCACUUUUUCAUCGCUUCCUGGAAAAUUGGACCAUGCGUCAAUCGUAGCGUUUGCAGUUGGCGUAGAACGUGCAUAUACGGAAACUAACCUCUAGUGAACUGAAUUCUGAAAUAUUUUGAUUUAUCUACAAUGCAAGCAGACUGGUCCCGCUUUUUCCAAUGAAAACUAUCGAUACUUUUGAAUAACGCUAGUGUUAACAAAAUAUUAAUAAUGAAACCAAUGUUUUGUCGAGUAUGUAAAUAAA
Molecule: messenger RNA, 2371 nt
Organism: Armigeres subalbatus
Lineage: Eukaryota; Metazoa; Arthropoda; Insecta; Diptera; Culicidae
Product: PP2C-like domain-containing protein CG9801
Exons: 5
Coding region: 272-2221 (649 amino acids)
Source: RefSeq, a predicted model, not a curated record